CAGCAAAAUGUACGUGACAGCGUUCUUGUCCUAUGUUGCUAAAAUACAACAAGCGUUUUCCACAAUAUCAGUAUUUCAGUUGACUGCCUGGCGCUACCCUCCUGAUGCGACUGUGACUGAUGGAGCGUCGUUUGACUUCGUGAUCGUGGGCGCAGGCUCGGCAGGCAGCGUGCUGGCCAACAGGCUCACGGAGGACCCGAGGGUGACGGUGCUGCUGAUAGAAGCCGGCCCUGAUUCACCCAUCGAGUGCAAUGUUCCAGGAUUGGGCUCGUAUGCCAAGUCGUCGUAUUUGAACUGGAAACACGUCACCGAACCAGAUGAAAAUGCUUAUCAAUGCUUGGAAAAUUACAUAUACCCCGUAGGCCAUGGCAAAGUUCUGGGUGGGACUAGCAGCAUAAACGACAUGUACUAUGUUCGAGGUAAUCCUGAAAACUACAACACGUGGGCUGAUAUCAUCAAAGAUGAUUCGUGGAAUUACAAACAUGUACUACCAUAUUUCAAAAAAAGUGAACGUCUGGAAGACUCGGCAAUAUUACAUUCACGCUAUCGAAAAUAUCACGGAACCAAUGGCUAUAUGAAAGUCACUAAAGUAACAAUCAGUGAAUUUAAAAAUUACAGGAGCGUGUUUCAAGAAAUGGGCUACAAGGUACUUCCUGAUAUAAAUGGCGAUCAGCACGUAGGAGUUUGUGAACAAUUAAUGACGGUUGCCGAUUGUCUUCGUCAAAGUACUGCUAAUGCUUUUCUGUCGCCGAUAAAAGAUCGCCCGAAUCUGCAUGUCUUAAAAGAAACUCUUGCUACAAGAAUAAUUGUAGAUAAUGGCAAAGCCACAGGUGUUGAAGUAAUUGAUAAUGAUAACAAAACUUUAACAGUCAAAGCAAACAAAGAAGUGAUAAUAUCAGCAGGAGCUAUAAACACACCACAACUUUUAUUGUUGUCUGGGAUCGGUCCAAAAGAGCAUUUACAGAACUUUAACAAGACGGUCGUAGCAGAUCUUCCUGUAGGAUAUAAUCUGCAAAAUCAUCAAUUUAUACUCAUGGGCAUUACAAUGCCAGGAGCAGAAGCGAUACCUGUACCUGUAAAUCCAUAUGCUAUAAACUCGGUUUUGGCCACAGGAUACCUGACAGCAAAUGCAUCCGCAAAAUACCCUGACUACCAAGCCUUCUUUUUAAAAACAGGUGUUGAUGGAUUCGUUGAAAGUUGUGUGUUCUUCAAUUUUAACUAUGAUCUAUGCGAGAAGUUGUAUAACGAAGUUAAAAAUAUUAAUUUCGUCGCAGUCGCAAUAACAAGUUUUAAUGUUAAAACUCGUGGAACAGUAGCACUAAAAAGUUUGGACCCAAGAGAUAGCCCUCUUAUUACUUUAAAACCAUAUUUGGAAGAAAGUGAUUUAGAGGACAUGAUCAGGAACGUAGAAGACUUCGUAAGGAUUGUGAAUACCACGUAUAUGAAGAGUGUUGGCGCGAAGUUCAUAACGUUACCCAGCUGUGAGGACUUCGAGGAGGGAAGUAAAGAAUACUGGAGGUGUUACGUGCAGUGUUUGGUCAGUUCUGGGUUCCACUAUGUGGGGACCAGCGCUAUGGGAUCCGUGGUGGACAGCCGGCUGCGCGUGCUCGGUGUUAGAGGACUGCGGGUGGUGGACGCCAGUGUCAUGCCCACCAUCACUAGUGGGAACACUAACGUUCCCACUAUUAUGAUUGCGGAGAAAGCCGCUGACAUGAUUAAGAAAGAUAACCACAUGCACAAUCAAAUUAUUCCACGUGAUUUUAAUAUUCAUUGCAGGUCAUUGUAGUUUAGAUUAGACUUCCUUACACAAAGAGGCUUCCUUAUAGCAUAAUUAUCAUUUAAUUUACCCCCACGAUAAUGUGUGUUCUAGAUUAAUCCUACUAAUUCCUACUAAUAUUAUAAAGGCGAAAGUUUGGAUGUCAUGAUGUCUGGAUGUCUGGAUGUUUGUUACUCUUUCACGCAAAAACUACUGAACGGGCUAACAUUAUAGGCUAUAAUUUAUGACGAUCUGUGACAUACUAAAUUUCACGUGGAUGAAGCCGCGGGCAAAAGCUAGUUUGAUAUAAUAUUAUGUAGAAUGUUCAUUUCGAAUAAAAAUGAUAGUAGAGUACUUAGUAGAUUAUAAAUGAUUGCUAAUUUUUAGUGAUGGGCCGACUAUGGUCUUUGCCGACUAACCGACUAGCCGACUAAUCGGUUUUCAUAUUGCCGACUAGUCGGCCGACUAAUCGGCAAUGCCGAUCAUUCUAAUACCUACUUGUCCGAAGAAUAAUAUCUAGAUUUCUCAAAGAAAUAAGAAUAUCUAGAUUUCUAAAGAGAUAAAUAUAACUUCUUGAGAAAUGAGAUUUCUUUAAUAUGAGAAAAAAUAAAACGCAACAUUGACCUGAGGUAGAUGUCAUAAUUUUCGACGGCGGAGGGGUCGGAGGUGACAAUAUAUGAUCGCCUCCUGCUGGGUUAGGAUCCUGCACGGUGGUGGUCAGCGAGCUGGGGGCGUGGGGGUACCCCCGCCUGCAUAGCACGGACUACCACCACUGUCGGAUAGGCAGGGCUCGUCAUACAAGUAGGAAAUUGCCGGGAUGGACUGUGAUAGUUGAUGGCUUUGUCCGGAUUCCCAUAGUUCUUCACACUAAGGCGAUCGACGCAGCUCAGGGGCUAUUAUUUAUGUGGGUAUUCCUCAUCCUUCCGAUGAGAGGAGCCCCACAUAAUCUACCACUUCCCCGCAGGAUAGGUAUGCAAUUCCAUGCAUAUUUUUCCCGAAAAAAAAGUCAUAAUUUUUAUAUGGACAAAUUACAUAAACUUUUCACAUUUUUGAUGAUUUCCUGGUAAUUUUAACUAAUCUUAACUUUGUAUGAAUAUAGACUGAUUGCCAAAGUUUUAAAUCUGGUGAAACCACUUUAUACUGAAUUUUUGCAGUCAAAAGUGGUUUAGAUAAACGCCCUUAGUCUACCUCAUAAUCAUCUUGGCGAUUAUGAGUUUUAUUUCAUUUACAUAUUUAAUUUUUUAAUGCGCCGAUUAUAAUCGGCAUAUUUUGCCGAAUAGUCGUCACUAGUCGGCCGACUACAAAAGAUGCCGAAUAGUCGGCUUUCCCGACUAGCCGGCGACUAGUCGGCCCAUCUCUACUAAUUUUAUGAAUGUUCAUGAAAUGUGUGUUACAUUUUUUAAAUUUUAUUAUCAAAUCUAUCAAACAAAGAUUAUUAUUAGAAUUUGAAUCCCUAUCUUCUACCCAUUUUAAUAAAAAAUAUGUAGCGCCCCUAUCCUUACAGUUGCCGCCGUUACAGUUCAGUGAUAGGUACAUAACGAACAAAACGUUUUCCUUAAUAAAUAUGCAUGAUUAAAUAUAUUAGCUUUAGGGCUAUCUCUACGUAGCGUAGAAAGAAUUAAAUGAGGUUUAUUACACGAAUAUUAAAAAAACGAAGAAAGAUAAAAUUUGACUAUUUAAUUAUAUCAAGAUUCAGCUUAUGACCGCAGUCUGUGGAGGAACACUAUUAUGUGGUCACGAUCCUCAUCAGUUAUCGGUAAGGGACCAAGGAAGAAGAUAUUAAGAUUUUCAGAAAUGUAGGGGUCUCAUAAAGGUAAUCUUUAAAGAUUCAAUAAAACAUUAAUUAGGUACUAAUAAAAUUGUUGUUUUAAUUUUUGGAGUUCAGCAUCAUGCU
This is a messenger RNA of Ostrinia nubilalis (European corn borer), 3650 nucleotides long. RefSeq names its product ecdysone oxidase-like. NCBI's taxonomy places the organism in Eukaryota, Metazoa, Arthropoda, Insecta, Lepidoptera, Crambidae. Gene Ontology annotation, molecular function: flavin adenine dinucleotide binding; oxidoreductase activity, acting on CH-OH group of donors. Bases 8 to 1786 code for a protein of 592 amino acids. The record is from RefSeq and is a predicted model, not a curated record. The transcript has 3 exons.